UUUGUGGCAAUCUAUUCCUCGUCGGUGAGGUUAAGCCCACCCACUCAAAUUGACAAUUUUUCACAUAUAAUGAUUUUCUGCACGGGGUCUUGAGGCUCAAGUGACGUCCUCACAUCAGGGUAUAAAAACAAGGGUCACACAACAAUCCGUGUACUACUUUGCCUAUUUCCUUGUGUGUUUCAGUAUCCUACACUGAAACUACAGUUAGCGGCCAUCAUGGAGUGUCGACAUGCUCCAGAGGUGAACGGAGGAGUUGACAGGAAUCUGACCGUGUGCAAACAUUAUAGUUUGUGCAAAGAAAAGAAGGAGACCAAGGACAAUGUAGAAGCAAAAGAGGUGUCUAAGGUAGAGACGGCUUACAGCAGCAUACUGAGUGAGCUUGGAGAGGAUGUGGACCGGGAGGGACUUCUACGUACACCACUGCGUGCAGCCAAAGCCAUGCAGUUCCUCACCAAAGGCUACAAGGAAACAACUCAGGAUGUGUUGAAUGAUGCGAUCUUUGACGAAAACCACGAAGAGAUUGUGAUCGUCAAGGAUAUCGAGUUGUUCUCGCUUUGUGAACAUCACCUGGUGCCCUUUUUUGGCAAGGCUCACAUCGCGUACCUCCCAAACAAGAAAGUGGUGGGCCUUAGUAAGCUUGCUAGAAUUGUUGAGAUCUACAGCAGGCGGCUUCAAGUUCAGGAGCGUCUAACCAAACAGAUUGCUUCUGCCAUCUCUGAGGCGUUGGAGCCUGCUGGAGUAGCCGUGGUGAUUGAGGCUGCCCACAUGUGCAUGGUGAUGAGAGGCGUGCAGAAGAUAAACGCCAGCACUGUUACAAGUGUCAUGCUGGGAAAAUUCCAUGACGAUCCGACAACCAGGAAGGAGUUCCUUAACCUCACAAUGAGGAAGUGAACGAUGCUUCAUCAGUGGAUAAAAGUUCAGAUGGGGCCUGAGGAUGAAGUCUAAAGUGCUGCUCCACCUCUAUUCUUAUUCAGAACACACAGUAUUCAAACUAGUUGUCAAAUACAGUUACACAUUUAGAUAAAUGGUGCAGUUAUGAUACCUCACAUCUCUGCCAGUUUUACUUUGAGUGAAUUGGUCUUUCGAAGCGUUAAGGGCGACCCUGCUCAAAUUAAUAUUUGUGUAUUUACUUAUCCUGUUUGACUGUCACAUAUAAACAGCGCUGUCACAAUCAUGAAUUUUAUUUGACGAUAAACUAUCAGAAAAAAAUUAAUGAUUUAAUUGUCUGCGAUUAAUUUAAGCCCCACAGCGGUGCUGUUGGGAAAAAAUAUUCUAUAUAUAUAUAUUCUUUUGGUAUCAAUUUUUUUGCAAUAUUCAUAUUUGUUUACAACUUCCAGAGCACUUGACUAGCAUAAAGAUAUUAUAUGUUAUUCUUUAUCUGUCCACCUGUACUGUUAUUGUCCUUGUUAUUUCUUUUUCUGUGUUAGUUUAUUGUAAGAGGAGCACAAAUGGAGUGAAAUCCAUGGUAUGUGAAAGCCUAUUUGGCCAAAUAAAGCCCAUUCUGAAUCUCUG
Messenger RNA from Gasterosteus aculeatus aculeatus (three-spined stickleback), 1512 nucleotides. RefSeq names its product GTP cyclohydrolase 1 2. Lineage: Eukaryota; Metazoa; Chordata; Actinopteri; Perciformes; Gasterosteidae. The record is from RefSeq and is a predicted model, not a curated record. Gene Ontology annotation, cellular component: cytoplasm. Gene Ontology annotation, molecular function: zinc ion binding; GTP cyclohydrolase I activity; GTP binding. Gene Ontology annotation, biological process: tetrahydrobiopterin biosynthetic process; tetrahydrofolate biosynthetic process.